Messenger RNA from Gadus macrocephalus (Pacific cod), 15654 nucleotides. RefSeq names its product Snf2-related CREBBP activator protein (gene srcap). The coding region runs from base 1096 to 14067 and encodes 4323 amino acids. The transcript is spliced from 34 exons. Lineage: Eukaryota; Metazoa; Chordata; Actinopteri; Gadiformes; Gadidae. The record is from RefSeq and is a predicted model, not a curated record. Gene Ontology annotation, molecular function: ATP binding; DNA binding; ATP-dependent chromatin remodeler activity. Gene Ontology annotation, cellular component: Swr1 complex.
UUGUUCAGCACUUUGUCAGCAGCGGUCCUCCACCAUUUCGCUGCGUAAAGUCUCCUCCCCGCAAUCGCUACAUUCUGCGCCGAACCCACUCUCUCCCGGUCCGUAUUUUAACUUCUUCUCAGAUACCUACUUGUACCUCGUUGGGUACCGGGAGACAGUUUGGAUUAUUAGCAUUACGGAUUGAGUACGAUUUCAUGCGGAUGACGACUUCUUCAACAAGAAUUUAGUAAAAGAAAAUUGGUCGGAAAUUUCAGAAUAUGAGGAGGGGAUCUUAAUGUCAGCAUCCUGGAAGUAGAAAGCACAGAAGAUCUGUGUGUGACACCACAGACAGGGGCAGAGUGUAGCCGAGGCGACGCGGGGGGAGGAAGCUCCCGGGGGGAGGUGGUGCAGCGGCACGACCCCCCGGCUGUGGAUGUGCUAGGUGUCGACCCUCUGGCUGCACAGAAUGUGGCUGGGUUGUCACCUCAGCAUGCCCCGCAGCCGGUCGCAGCUGCCCCCUUCCCAGCCCCACUGUUGGUCCACGCGCCCACGCUGCCCACGCCAGAGAGCGACGUCCCGGCGGCCCUCGGUGCGGAGAGGGACCCUGCGUCCAACACACCCCACACUGUUUCCCAAGGCUCCGAGGAAGGCCUUCCAGAAGAGCGGCUCAAGGCUUCUCCGGAGAGCGUCCAAGGUGGAGGCUCCGCUCCAAUACCCCCCUCUGAGAACUGCAGCCCCUCUGCCGGCCUGCAGAGGAGCCCCCCUCCCCUCACGCCUCCACCUCCUACCCCGUCGUCAGGCAUACAGACUGACGUCACAGGGCAAGAGCUCCACUACGGGUUACAAACUGAGACAGAAAUCUGCCAGUCAGAGUGUGGUGAAACCCAGACCGAGGCUGGUGGACUGCUGGUUAUUACAGAGGCAGAGGCGGGACCAGUGGCCUCAGCCAGGGACAUUUUGGAAUAUAACUCAGAGACUAGACCAGACCAGUCACUCUGUGGAGGAGAGCACACAAUCACAGACAACCUCCCACAAGCCCCCUCUCCACCCAGUCCCAGCGCUUCCUCCCCUGACCGCCAACGCUGCGUUGCAAACCUUUCACUCCAGGACGCCGCUAUGGAGCAGUCCACAACGGCCGCCCAACAAACUGACGCCCCGACGUCGCAGCCGCAAAUCCUCAGCCAGGGCCCCAGCGGUGCCGGGGAACCGACUGGAGGUGUUGGAUCCAUGUCGGUCGGGAUACAAGAGCACGCCACGGAACUUUCAGACUCCGCUCAUAAACAAACACUAUCUCAGCCUCCCUCGUCGGAGGUACUUGAGAAUGCCGGGCCGGGAGAAACGGUGUCCGGGGCGGAGCCGUGUGCUGGUGAACAGAGCACCGCCUCCGUCAGCACGGCCGAGCUGGAGCCAGCGGAGAGCAGCGGCACCGUGGACACCUAUAGUGUAGUCUCCUUCACGUCGGCGGGCUAUGCGUUGCAAAUACAGCCCCCUUCUGCACCCAAUGUCCUCCACCCGGACCCGGCGGGCUCCAGCCAGGCGGAGGCGUUUGUUGAACUGGGGUCCGCUGCCCUGGCGGACCAGAUCUCCACGGUGGAUGUGCCAAUGAUCUCAGAGAUGGUGCAUUCGUCGGAAACUCAGAGGAUCGUGAUCGUCGGGGACCCGUCCCACCUCGGUGGGGAUUGGUCGGCGAUGCACGUCAAUCAGAGCUACCUAGUCCAACAGGAGGACGGCAGCAUCUGUGAGGCCUCCGUGGUCAACGACCUGUCCUCUGGCCAGCCCAAGCUCUACGGAGAGGGCCUCCAGCUGGACUCCCAGCCCGUCGUCUAUGAGAUCUGCAGCCUGGUCGAGGGCGUAGCCGAGGAGACGGUCUGCGUCAGCAGCACCGUGCAGCCCCGCUCCCCGGGCUACGAGGUCAACUUGUUCAACGCGCUGCUGGAUCACUCUGAGGAGUACCCGGGGAAAGAGGGUCUGAGCCUGCACAUGGAGGCCCCCCUCUGCGGCGUGAGCGACGCCGACGGCGUCCUGAUCGCCCAGCAGGCCUUCCCCUUGUCGGGGGCCUCCGCGGUGAUGAGCCACAACGUCUCCGUCUCGCACCCCGUCACGGCCGCCCUGGGCUCGCGCCUAGUGUCAGACAUUAGUCAGGCUGUCCAAGUGCCCGGCCUGAGUGAGCUGUGUGUCGUUACGGCCAGCAGUGAGCUGCACCCCUUGGCCCCAUGUCUGCCAGCCGACGCUGUUGUAUCGUACAUGGUGGAGGCCCCUUCUCUUCAGAUGGGUGGACCAGAACCGUCCACUGGUUCCUCCGCUCUCGUUUCCCCCGUGCAGUUUGUCAUCCCGGAGGAGGUGGCUAUGGACUCGUCGCUCGCUGUUUCAAUUCAGACGGAUCCGCCACAGUGUCCGGGCGUCACUGUUGAAAACGCUGUGCAGCUGGGGGCCUGUGGGGCUCCUUCAGACGGAGGGACCAAAGACAAAUCAACUCUGAGCAGAGCCGCCACACCAGAGACUGCCUCCCCUGCCGUAAAUCCAAAGUUCCUCCCACACACUAAGUCUCCCCUCCUCGGACAGACACCUUCUGUUUUGUCGCAGGUGCCCGAGAUGCAGAACUCUGCUGAACACGUUCUUGCCAACGCCCACAGCCUCCGGGCGGGCUCGGUGUCUGAAGAGUGCCUUCCAGAGGCCGUGUCGCUCACAGACCCGGUGCCAGAGACUGUUGCUGUUGGCUGCCAGAGCCAUCAGGCUCAGCGUCCCGUCAACAGGUCACCCGCCACCGCACCUUCCACCGAGGCCUUGUGCCGACCUACAGCUGAAAGCGCCUGCCACGGAACCCUUCAAAGCAACUCGGACAAUGAGGCCUUAACUGCGGCAGAACCCUCGACAGGGCGGCAACUACCUGGACUCCCAAGUGUUGCCUCCUCUAAAAGCACCGCCGCUCCGAGCGCCCCCCAGUCCCACGGUGCGUCACCGGCUACGUUGGACGCAAAGGCCCCCUCUCUCACUGCCCAGGAGCGUCCUGACGCCCAGUCCUACUUCCUCUGUGAGGGUGAGGAGAUGGAGCAGGAAGGCUCCCCUGAAGAAGCCCCGUCCCAGGAACCCGCCUCGGGGGAGGCCAGCAGUGAAGAGGAGGGCAGCGAGGAGGAGGAGGAGGAGGAGGAGGAAGAAGAGUCGGAGGGCGACAAGACAGAUUACGGGAUAACCACUCCGAGCCCGGCCAACCAGGUUCGACGGUGGAUAGCGGACCGGGUCGUGGCCAGCGCCUCGCCCGCCUCGCCCUUCUCCUCCUCCCCGUCGCCGGGUCCCUCGUCGGCCAGCGACUGGUCAACCCCGCGAGAGAGGGCCUCGCUUCUCCGGGGCCCCCACGGCAAGUUCCUCUCCCCCAGCUGCUCGUCGUCCCCGACAGACCAGACCACCCCCCACCGGCCCCGCGGAGAGAAGGACAUGGCGGAGCGGGCCAAACACGAAGCAGACAUCGAGCACCGCAGCCAGUCCCUGAAGAAGGAGGGCUACUGGUCCACCAAGCGUCUGACCCGUCUGACGGAGCCCGUCCGGCCCAAGGUCCACUGGGACUACCUCUGUGAGGAAAUGCAGUGGCUCUCUGCUGACUUUGCCCAGGAGAGGCGCUGGAAGAGAGGGGUGGCCAGGAAGGUUGUGCGCAUGGUGAUGAGAUACCACGAGGAUCUGAGGCAGAAGGAGGAGAAGGCCAAGAGAGACGAGCACUCCAAAGUCCGGCGGAUCGCCUCCUCCAUUGCCAAGGAGGUCCGGGCCUUUUGGAGCAGUGUUGAGAAGGUGGUGCAGUACAAGCAGCAGUCCAGACUGGAGGAGAAGAGGAAAAAGGCUUUGGACCUUCAGCUGGACUUCAUCGUGGGCCAGACUGAGAAGUACUCAGACCUUCUCAGCCAGUCCCUGGCCCCUGCAGCGCCAACGGAGACCCCAGACGUGCAACCAAAGAAACCUUUUCCCACGGCCGGAGAAGACGACGGCGACCGAGACUUUGAGCCCCCUGGUGAGGAGGAGGAUGACGAGGAGACCAUCGACGUGGAGGAGCAGCAGGAGGGCAACGACGCAGAGAGCCAGCAGAGGGAGAUCGAGCUGCUGAAGCAGGAAGGAGAGCUUCCCCUGGAGGACCUCCUACGCAUGCUCAAGGGCCCUGCGGACUCGGCCUCCGAGGAGGGCUCGGAUGACAACUCCACCUCAGUCGAGGAGGAAGACGGGGAGUUUAAUGCCAACGAAGAGGAUGCCGAGGAUCAGGAGGACACCAUCGAUGCCCAAGAGAAGGUGGAGGGCACCGUGGACCAUGCAGAAGAACUGGACGACCUGGCAAAAGAAGGUGACCUGAGCAUGGAUGAGCUUCUGGAGAAGUACAAGGGGGCCUACACGUCAGACUUUGAGGAGCCCUCUGCCUCGGCCUCUAAAGCCAGCUCGGACUCUGAGGUGUCUGGGGACGACGAAGUAGAGACGGAGGAAGAUGAGAGCGAUGCGGAAACUAACUCCUCCUCUUCAGAUUCACCAGAAGACAGCGAGGAAGAGGACAGUGAGAAGGACGAGGAGCAGAGUGAUGAGGAAGAGGAGGAUGAAGAGGAGGGUAGUGACGAGGACAGCUGUGGGGAUGAGGGCAUGGAGGUCCUGCUCAAAGAGGGAGACAACAGCCCUCCGUCCGCCGGCUCCAGACCCAAGAAGGAGAUCAGCCACAUUGCUGCUACUGCCGAGAGCCUGCAACCCAAAGGCUACACGCUGGCCACCACUAAGGUCAAGACGCCCAUCCCUUUUCUCCUGGACGGCACCUUGCGUGAAUACCAGCACAUCGGCCUGGACUGGCUGGUCACCAUGUACGAGAAGAAGCUCAACGGCAUUCUGGCCGACGAGAUGGGCUUGGGCAAGACCAUUCAGACCAUAGCUCUGCUUGCCCACCUGGCCUGUGAGAAAGGCAACUGGGGCCCUCACCUCAUCAUCGUCCCCACGAGUGUGAUGUUGAACUGGGAGAUGGAGCUGAAACGCUGGUGUCCUGGUUUCAAGAUCCUCACUUACUUUGGCAGUCAGAAGGAACGCAAGAUGAAGAGACAGGGAUGGACCAAGCCUAAUGCGUUCCACGUGUGCGUCACGUCCUACAAGCUGGUUCUUCAGGAUCACCAGGCGUUCCGACGCAAGUCCUGGCGCUACCUGAUCCUGGAUGAGGCCCAGAACAUCAAGAACUUCAAGUCCCAGCGCUGGCAGAGCCUUCUCAAUUUCAACAGCCACAGGAGACUGCUGCUGACGGGGACGCCCCUGCAGAACAGCCUGAUGGAGCUGUGGUCCCUGAUGCACUUCCUCAUGCCCCACGUGUUCCAGUCCCACCGAGAGUUCAAGGAGUGGUUCUCCAACCCGCUGACGGGGAUGAUCGAGGGCAGCCAGGAGUACAACGAGGGCCUGAUCAAGAGGCUGCACAAGGUGCUGAGGCCCUUCCUGCUGCGCAGGAUCAAGGUGGACGUGGAGAAGCAGAUGCCCAAGAAGUACGAGCACGUGGUGCGCUGCCGCCUGUCCAAGAGGCAGCGCUUCCUCUACGACGACUUCAUGGCGCAGGCAGCAGUACGGGAAACCCUGGCCAGCGGACACUUCAUGUCAGUGAUCAACAUCCUGAUGCAGCUCCGUAAGGUGUGCAACCACCCCAACCUGUUUGACCCGCGGCCCAUCCAGUCCCCCUUCAUCACCAAGCCCAUCGUGUUCCGCACGGCCUCCCUGGUGCAGGACGUGCUGGAGGUCUCUCCUCUGAAGCGCUGUGACCUGUCCAUGUUCGACCUCCUGGGCUUAGAGGGACGGGUCUCUCGGUACCGGGCCGACGUCUUCAUGCCCCGUCACAAAGUGGGCCGGCAGCUCAUCCAGGAAAUCAUGGAGCCACCGGAGCCGCCCCCUAGACCCAAACCAGUGCGCAUGAAGGUCAACAGGACUCUCCAACCGCCGCCCAAGACGGACAGUCGGCCGGUUCUGCUCAUGAACAAGCCCACCUGCCCGGUGCCGCCUGCCGCGCAGACCCCUAAAGCCCCCAGCGUCGCCGAGACCCCCCCACCACCGGCCCCCGUGGUCCAACAAGUUGUGUGUUCAGUGGCCACCACGCCGCCACCUCCGCGCCCACUAGUGCACCCCAACCCCCAGACGGCGGUGAGGUCCAGUGGCCCCCGGCCCAUCCUCACCGUCAGGGCCCCCAGCGCCCCCGGGGCCCCCAGCGUGCCGGCCCAGCCCACCCCCAUCCCCAGCCAGGUCCUGCCCCAGAGGGUGCUGCUCAGUCCUGACAUGCAGGCCCGGCUGCCCUCUGGUGAGGUCGUGAGCAUUGCCCAGCUGGCCUCCCUGGCCGGCCGGCCCAUGUCAUCGUGUCAGGGCAGUAAACCGGUCACCUUCCAGCUCCAGGGCAACAAGCUGACUCUGUCUGGAGCUCAGAUCCACCAUGUCCCAAUGGCACCGCCGCGCCAAGUACAAGGUAAUGUGAUGCACCUGGUGUCCAGUGGGGGGCAGCACCACCUGAUCAGCCAGCCGGCCCAGGUGGCUGUCCUCAGCACAGCCGGCACACACCCUGUUCACACCUCUCCAGCUCCCAUUGGGACCCAGCUGCCUCUCAGUGUCUCCUCUCAAGUGACCUCCUCCAUGGUGAGCAGCCCUGGCAUCGUGAAGAUCGUCGUGCGCCAGGCCACCGGCAAGGAGGGCGGGACGGUGCCCACCCUGGCCGUCGCCCCGUCGCCCCGCGUGGCCCCCCUGCAGUUCACCCCCGUCAGGACUCCCCUGACGGUCUCCCAUCGCACCCCUGGACCCGCCACCGCCACCUACACCAUGGCCCCCCCCAGGAUCCCCAGCGCCUCCCCGGCCCUGCCCCAGCCCCCCCGCACCAUCCUGAAGGUGGUGCAGGCCCCCCCGCCCCCCGUGGUGCAGUCAGCUCCAGUCCUGGUGACCCCUUCAUCGUCGACCUCGAUGGCCUCCACCUCUACCUCCAAGUCUUCAGCAGUGGCACCGCGGGACACCAGCGUCGGCAGCAAGCCCGCCCCCCCUCCCAAAGCCAGCCCGGCCUCACGAGCCCCCCCCUGGCCGAGGGUCCCCACCCGUGCGCCUCGUCGCUCCCUUUUCUACUUGUCCUCGCUGGCAGAGCUCCGUGAAGAACAGCACCGCAGCAAGCUGGACUUCCUGUCCCGGGUCAACGACCUCCACUGCGGAGCCAGGCCCAUCUACGGUCUGGAGGUCCUCGACUUCCUGACCUUCCUCCCGGGCUCCAAGCCCUCUCCGGCCCCCGUGGGCCCCCUGGGGGAGUGGGGGCGGUCGGGCCACACGGCCUGCCUGUUGGCCCAGUCCCAUCACCACGCGGACCACUGGGUCCAGAGCCGGGCCCUGAAGGAGGCCAUCCACAGCCCCGAGCAGAGGCUCAACCUGCUCUACCACAUGAUCGACCGGUUCACCUUUGUGAUCCCCCCGGUGGAGGCGGCCCCCAUCACCAUGCACUGCUGCCACCCGCCCCCCUCGCUGAGCCACAAGCAGGUCGUCUUCUCCUCGGCCCUGUCCACGCAGCUCGCCCCGCUGACGCGCAACCUGCACCGCAUCCAGUGCAACAUGCGGACCCACUUCCCCGACCUGAGGCUCAUCCAGUACGACUGUGGCAAGCUGCAGACCCUCCACACGCUGCUGCGGCGGCUGAAGACGGGCGGCCACCGGGUGCUCAUCUUCACCCAGAUGACGCGGAUGCUGGACGUGCUGGAGCAGUUCCUCAACUACCACGGACACAUCUACCUGCGUCUGGACGGCAGCACCCGCGUGGAGAUGAGACAGUCCCUGAUGGAGCGCUUCAACAACGACCGCCGCAUCUUCUGCUUCAUCCUGUCCACGCGCAGCGGCGGCGUGGGGGUCAACCUGACGGGCGCCGACACCGUGGUGUUCUACGACAGCGACUGGAACCCCACCAUGGACGCCCAGGCCCAGGACCGCUGCCACCGCAUCGGCCAGACCAGAGACGUGCACAUCUACCGAUUGAUAAGCGAGCGCACGGUGGAGGAGAACAUCCUGAAGAAGGCCAAUCAGAAGAGGAUGCUGGGAGACAUGGCCAUCGACGGAGGAAACUUCACCACGGCGUUCUUCAAAGAGCAAACCAUCCGGGAGCUGUUUGACGUGAACGAGGGGGAGAAGAAGGAGGCGGCGGCCGAGGUGGUGGUGGUGGCGGCCCCCCAGCCGGAGGACGACGAGUCGGCCCACAAGCAGAGCACCACCAUCCUGGAGCAGGCCCUCUGUCGCGCUGAGGACGAGGAGGACAUCGUAGCCGCCUCCCAGGCCAAGGCGGAGCAGGUGGCGGAGCUGGCGGAGUUCAACGAGAACAUCCCAUUGGACGACGGAGGGGACCAGGAGGAAGUGGAGGAGCUUUCCAAGGCGGAGCAGGAAAUAGCCGCGCUGGUGGAGCAGCUCACUCCCAUAGAGCGCUAUGCAAUGAACUUCCUGGAGGCGUCCUUGGAAGACGUGUGUAAAGAGGAGCUGAAGCAAGCGGAGGAACAAGUGGAGGCGGCCCGGAAGGGCCUGGACCAGGCCAAGGAGGAGGGCCUGAAGCACAACGCCUCCUCGGACGACGACGUGUCGUCGCCGCCCGCCUCCGCGGAGACCCCCGCGGUGACCCCCGCCCGCCGGGGCCGGAAGCCCAAAGACAAGAGCGCCACCUCCACCCGGACCAGCGGCCGGCUGCGGGGCGCGUCCCCGGAGCCCGAGCCCAGCCCGCCGCCGGCCCCCCGAGAAGUGCCUGAGAGACCCCGCUCCGGCCUGAGAGGCCGACCGCCGUCCAAAGACUCGGCGGUGGCGGCGGCGGCGGCUGCUGCGGCGGCUGCUUCCCCCCCCAGCACCAGCACCGCUAGCCCGACCCGCGCAGACCCCAACACUAAGAGCCCCGCCUCCUCCAAACACGCUAAAGACUCCUCCCCCACCAGAGAGCCCGCUAAAGGCAGGACUCUGAACCGCUCCGUCUCCGGCCCAGUGCCUUCCCCUGCCCCCUCGUCCCCGGCCAAGGGGAGACCCCAGACCGACGGGCCGACAGAGGGUCAGCGUUGUGCCGCUCUGGAGCCCAGGGGGAAGGAGGAGAGGGCGGAGGAGCAGGUCACUACCGAGAGGGAGGAGCCCUGUAGUAAAGAGAAGGUGGCUAAUAAGGAGAAGGUGGCUAGCGAGGAGAAGGAGAAGGUGGCUAGUGAGGAGGAGAAGGGGGCUAGUAAGGAGGAGAAGGUUGCUAGCAAGGAGAAGGAGAAAGAGGAGAAGACGGGCACGAAAGAGAGGUCCAUGACAGAGGUCUCGCCAUUGGAGUCCAACUGCCCCGUGGACCACCAGAUGUACUCGGCCAGAGAGGACACCACGCACAUGGACGCCCUCGGUCCUAUUCCGGUCAGCUCCAGCUCCCGCUCGCCCCGCAAGCGGCAGUCUGCGGACGGGGAGGUCCUCAAGGGGCUGUCGGAGGACUCGCCCUCCGCCAAGGUCCUCCGGAAGCUCCCCGGCAGGCUGGUCACCGUGGUGACGGACAAGGAGCCACGCAAGAGGCGGAGGCGGGCCAGCGGCACGGGCGGCCACGGCUCCUCGGAGGAGGCCGCCGAGGAGCAGGCGGGGGGCUCCGCAUCUGAGCCCGGCCGGGACGCCGCCCCCCAGAGCCCCGAGAGCAAACCCAAAGGGCCCCCCGGUAAGGACCAGGACCACGGCCCCGCUCUCCCCACCCCCCAGCCUCGGGGCUACCACCCCUACUCCCCGCCCCACGCCUCUCCGGACAUGCCCGUGCUGAGGAACCUCCCCGUGCGGCGGCGGCUGGAGACGGAGUCCCGCAUGGCGGCCCAGCUCAGCGAGCAGCAACACCAGCUGGGCCGCGGCCGGGGCGCCGGGGCGGCCAGGAAGACGGACACGCCGCCCGGCAGAGACCCCGCCGCCGCCGCCGCCGGGACGGCUCCCAGCGAGAACUCUGUCGCUGCUACGCCAGUGAAAAGGAAACGAGGAAGACCUCCUAAGACUCCUCCCUCGCCCUUAGUCCAGCCCUUGCCCCCGCCCCCCCCACCCAAGGCCGAGGCCAGCCCCACCAUCUCUCCCAAACGCAGGAGGGGGCGUCCCCGAAAGGACGCCUCACUUGUGGCAGACAUUACAGGACAGAAACCCAAUAACAAAACCACUGCCAGUCCUGAUCCAGGGUCGAAGACCACCGCUCAGAAGCCUGGUAGCUCACAGGUUCAGUCGCCCCCCGCCAAGCCCCUCCCUGCCCCUCCAGUAAAGACUGUUGUUUACCCCAGUAAGGCUUCCCUGCCCUCCAAGCCCCUACCGUCCCCUCCAGUUGUUGGUCCCAUUAAGGCUUCCAUGCCCUCUAAGCCCCUACCCACCCCUCCGGCUCAGAGUGUUGUUGGCCCCAGUCAGGCUUCCCUCCCCUCUAAGCCCCUACCCCCCCCUACAGUAAAGACAGUUGAUGGCCCCAGUCAGGCUUCCAAGCCCCUGCCCACCCCUCCAGCAGAGACUGUUGUUGGCCCCAGUCAGGCUUCCCUCCCCUCUAAGCCCCUACCCCCCCCUACAGUAAAGACAGUUGAUGGCCCCAGUCAGGCUUCCAAGCCCCUGCCCACCCCUCCAGCAGAGACUGUUGUUGGCCCCAGUAAGGCUUCCCUGCCCUCUAAGCCCCCACCCCCCCCUCCAAUACAGAUCGUUGUUGGCCCCAGUCAGGCUUCCCUGCCCUCUAAGCUCCUACCCCCCCCUCCAUUACAGAUCGUUGUUGGCCCCAGUCAGGCUUCCCUGCCCUCUAAGCUCCUACCCACCCCUCCAUUACAGAUUGUUGUUGGCCCCAGUCAGGCUUCCCUGCCCUCUAAGCUCCUACCCACCCCUCCAUUACAGAUUGUUGUUGGCCCCAGUCAGGCUUCCCUGCCCUCUAAGCUCCUACCCACCCCUCCAUUACAGAUUGUUGUUGGCCCCAGUCAGGCUUCCCUGCCCUCUAAGCCCCUAUCCACCCCUCCAGUAGAGACUGUCGUUGGCCCCAGUCAGGCUUCUCUUCCCUCCAAGUUGGAGAAAACAGAUACGAUGAACACAUCUGGUCCAGCAGCUUCUGUCCUCCAGCCAUCACCCAUCUACCCAUCCCCAAGAGAGCAGAAUCCUAAACCCAGCCCCACAAACUUGUCAGGUCCUGCCGCAGAUCCAGCCCGAUUGCCUGUGUUCGCUCCCCCUCCACCGUCAUCGACCCCACCAGCCUCUGAUCUGAUCACGACCACAGCGGUGCCAGCUACAGUUCCUACCAUCACUACAGCCUCAGCCGCCAUCCCAGCUGCUAAACAAGCGCUGACAGCUCCCACACCGUCUGAAGUUAACGGCGGCUCCACGACAAUAAAAACAACUUCCCCACCCAUUGAAAAAUCAAUGCCGGUAUCAACAACGUCAUCGUCAUCUACAACGGCCUCCAUACCGGCCUCCAGACCAUUGCACGCCACACCUUCCGAUGUCACUUCAGUAGAAGUUACUUCAGAUGCUGCUGCUGCUGUAUCGGCUCCUCCCACAAAAGGCUGUGUCACACUCUCAAAAACAAACUGUUCACCGUUACCAGCGUGCCAGAGCACAUUUGUGAAAAACAUGGCCCCUUCCUCGGCCCAGCCUUCUGCAACACCGACGCCACCCUCUGGAUCUACAACCUCCACCUCCACACACCCAAUCAUGGAGACUGCCACGUCUACUGCACCACCUACUGAAGGUCCAGCCAGCGCAGUUAUGACUUCUGCUACUACCACCACCACCACCUCUUCGCCUACUUCAGGAACCGUGGCAGCACACACUGCCGCAAAGUCAUCAGCGGUCGAAAAGGCCAUCGCUAUCGCCCCUUCGUUGUCCACCGUGAAUCAAGUUACUGAACCUGCAGGUCCAACAACAACUGUCCCUGAGGAACCAAUCGCCAACUAUCCACCAAAAAAAAAAACUGAGGAGGCAGCAACUGCAGCCCCACUUACAACGCUCACACAAGCCACAUCCCUGACCGAGCCUGUUAUGGUUAAUUCUCCAGCUCCUUCUACCGUUUCUCGGCAUGCAAACAUCACCACCCAAGCAACCCCUGCAAAGACAACCACACCACCCCCUUCCUCAAAGGGAGUGGAAGAAGCAGAGCAGAGACCGGGGGGGACUUUAUCAACCUCCACUACUGGGGCUGCCACCCCUCAGGGGACGUCUAGCCCCGUGGCGGCGCAAGCCCCUCUGCAAUCAGCCUCGGCGUCUUCAUCUUCCACCGCAGAACCUACCACUGUCGCUAUGCCGACCGAGGUCUCGCCUAAUACCCAGGACACUCCAGCUACUGCUGCUGUACCCGGGUCCACAGAAACAGCAACUGGGACGGUUCCUCGUCCCGCCACCGCCCCCGCAGUCGUCCCCUCUCCAGUGCAGAAGGAGGCCUCCCAUGACGCACCACCGGAGGCAUCGGCGUCCGCCCAGACCGAGGGCCGGCCCCAGGGUCCCGCGCCGGCCCCCUCGGCUGACUGCUUGGCCCCUUCUCCACCAGAGCCAGUGUCCAAUAUGGAGUCUGAGAAGGAAGCCAGAAAGAACACCAACGCUGUUGAAGCCAACAUGGACAGUGGAGCUCCCGUUGAAGACGACAAGGCAGAGACUUCCAGCUCUCAGCCCGAGAAGAACGCCACGGAGUGUUCGGAGGCGAAGGCGCCCCCAGCGUCCCCCCGCCCCGAUUCCAAACCCACUGCAGGUGUUCCCAGGCGAGGGUCCAAGCAGGAGAGCGACGGAGACGAGAGGGCCUCGGGCACCAAGAGAUCCCAGAGUCGCCAGAGCAGCCGGGACUCGGCCCGCUCCUCCUCGCCAUCCUCGGGCUGCUCCACGGCCACGCUCACCCGCCGGGCGCACCACAGGAAGACCUACGAGAACCGGCACCCCACCAAGAAGAGGCGACUGGACGCCUCCCCCGAGCCCGGGGGGAGGCAGCAGGAGAAGGCGCGGCCGGGCAGGGAGCAGGCCAAGAAGCACCCCGCCGCCUCGCAGAGGAGACCCUCCCGCUCGCCCUCCUCCUCCUCCUCCUCUUCGGACCGCUCCUCGGACCGGAAGGAGCACCGGCUCACCCGCUCGGCCAAGCGCGGGCUGCAGGACCGCGGCGUCGGCGAUGGCAACCGGCCCAGGAAGAGGACCACCCGGAGCUCGGAGAGACGCAACGCCGCCGUGUCCACGGGCGGAGAGUCCGGCAGCGACGCGUCGUCGGGGAGGACCACCGGCAAGCACGGGAAGCCCCCGGCCAACAGCGUGCCCCCGGAGCCGGAAGUCCUGGGGAAGAGGUGCUCGGCCCUGAACGCGGCGGCCAAGCUGCUGGCCAUGAAGGGGCGGGUGGACACCCCCGGGCACACGCUGAGGAAAGACCCCAGGGCCGCCGGGAGCUCCCCGGCGGCUGACAAGAAGCCCAAAUCCAAAAGCUUGCCGGCCACGCCCCAGACCAACUCUGUGAACAGCGGCAACAACAGAGCCAGCGGCAGCAAGCCCUCCACGCCCAGCCAGUCGGGCCGCGCCUCGCGCUCCACCCGCCGCUGUCCCGGGUCCCUCCUGCCCCCCCUGGAGGGGACGGAGUACAAGAGGAGCCGGGGGAAGAAGGAGGGGAAGGAGGGCGAGUCGUCGCGGGGCCACAGCGCCUGCAGCAGCGGGAGCGGCGAGGGCGGCGGCGGCGGCGGCGGGCGCAGCAGCCGGAGCCGCAGCAGCAGCGGCAGCAGCCGGCGCUCACCCAGCCUCAGCUCCCAGAGCACGGGCCCCCGGGGGUCCCGCUCCCGGGCCGCGUCCUCGGGCAGCGAGCACGAGCGCAGCUCGGAGCGCCGCUCCACGCGCAGAGACAGGAAGGACGGGGGCAGCCGCUCAGGGGAGGGCCGACGGGAGAGCCGGCGCAGCAGCAGGCGGUCCCACAAGCUCUCCCAGGAGGCCAGCAGCAGCUCGGGGGCGGAGGGCACGCCGGACCGCGUGCUGCGGAGCGUGGCGGCGCUGGCGGCGGUGCACGCCCGCUCCCCGGCCGCCAGCACCCGCUCCUCGUUCAGCACCACCCGCUCCUCGUUCAGCAGCACGCUGUCCUCGGCCGCCAGCACCCGCUCCUCGUUCAGCAGCACGCAGUCCUCGGCCGGCCAGCAGCGCCACAACAAGACCUGACCGGGAGCGCCGCCGGGAACAUCACACGCCUAGAGGAAAGGGGAGGGUGCUGCUCCGGGGCAGCGCGGGGAGCGCAUGACACGACCUCCACGACGUUGCCGCUUUUUGUUUUUCGCUACAAAAUAAAAGCGCGAGAGUACUGUGACAGCGUCCACGCCAGCGGGUCUCCCCCGUCUCUUGGGUCUCCCCCCCCCUCCCAUCGGGAGCUGGUCUCCUCGCCAGUACGGCCAUCGUCUCCUGGGGGAUGGCUCAGAGAUGUCGGACUCAUGGGGGGGAACUAAAAGAAGACUAACAGAAGGCGCCCUGCGUGGGGUCGGUAGUGGGGAGCACUGCUCGGGGGGGGGGGGGGGGGGGGGUCAGAUGGUGGUUGGACACGCCCCUGGGGGGGUGGGUUGAAUACGAGUGAGGUGAUAAAACACAAGUUGUUGUGGAUUCACACUUAAGUACUGUAAUCAUUUAAAAGACUGGAAAAAAUACUCAAGUGUUAAAGGUGGGAUUAACUUGCACCCUCUGACGGGGUUAUUAAUGAAAGACCGUUUGUGCAACAAACAAGAAAAAUACUUUUUCAGAGAGCAGAUGUCUUGUAAGUUCAAGGUUUUAGACGGUUGGGUUCUGAAAUAUUUGUUGGCUGUUGGGACUAUUGUUUUGUAGUCGGUUGAUAAGUUAUGGAUAUUUUAUUAUUUCUUCCAGGGUAUCGGGAAGAGAAUCGAUCUGUAAAUGUGAUCUUUUCUGCACUAUGCUGGAGCUUGUCCUUAACGGGGGGGUGGGGGGGCUUUUGUUUUGUUUCUUCUUGCUUUCCAUGUUUUGGUCCUGUCAUUUUAAAUCCAGCCUUGCAUUUAUUCUUUGCACAUCUGAUAAAUGGCCCCAUCGCAACUGAACGCGUUUUUGUUUUUUUUAAAGCAGCCUCAAUCAUCUGCUACAUAACUGGGACCUCGCAAUGCAUUUCAGAGCCCUGAGCGUCUCCAACCCAACUCAAUUUCCAGGUAUUAUUUUGGCUCCCUUGGACUGCAGGCAUGCAACAGGAUCAUGGUCUUCUUUUUUGCUUUUUCUUAAGUUCUAUUAUGGUCAACCUGGUUUUGAACUGAUUCUGAAAAAGAGGGCCAUGAAUCAUUAUUGACAAUAAGAGUGCCUGUAUGGCCAAAAGGGUUAUGAACCUCGAUUUGCCUUCUGAAACUCUUGAACGUGUGGGCGGCGAACACUAGAAGCUAUUUGCUUAAAAAUGAAACGUCCCCCUACAAACAAACAAGGAUGUGCAACCAAAUCUUAUUUUUCUUUACUUUUUAUUCUUUUCCAUCUGAUACUGUACUGUUGCCAUGAAUUCAUUGCUCUUUCCUGUAAUGAACCUCAACAAAAUAUGUGAAUAAAAUACUGGUACAGUUCCAGAUAACAAUGUAAAUGGUCAAUUCACGUUGACUGGUUUUUGUCUAAAUAAUUUUGGGGCAGGGUGCUAUUUUGAGGGAAUGGGUAGUUUAUGGUGAUGGUCUAAUCUUGAUUUCGUUUGUUACAUUCCUUUUUGUUCCCUUGUAAUUCCACAUCGUUUUACUUGAAUUAUUGAAAAGAGAGUUGAAUAAAAAGACCAAAAGUUUA